This is a messenger RNA of Zingiber officinale, 1883 nucleotides long. RefSeq names its product UDP-glycosyltransferase 83A1-like. The transcript is spliced from 2 exons. Gene Ontology annotation, molecular function: UDP-glycosyltransferase activity. The coding region runs from base 311 to 1675 and encodes 454 amino acids. Lineage: Eukaryota; Viridiplantae; Streptophyta; Magnoliopsida; Zingiberales; Zingiberaceae. The record is from RefSeq and is a predicted model, not a curated record.
GGACUUAAUUAAACUUAGUUCAGCUCUCUCAUCGUUUUCUUACCGAUCCAACCACUAAAAUAUGAUACUUUGAUCUGCUCCACUUCCAGCUGCCGAGGUAUUCCUCCAAUCGCGUUGCCUCCUUUGUUGGCAGCCAUCUUCAUUUUCGCUUCCUCUGCCGCCUUGAUUGCCGCCGCCGUUGUCGUGCUCCCGUCGUCGCCCGCGUCCUCUUCUUCGUUCUUCAACUCUCCUAUCGGUUCCGCCUUUUUGGCUGUUUCCGCCUAUUCUCUUUUACGCUUAUCUCCUUCCUCUCUCUCUCUGUUGUUUCUGAAUGGCUCCGCCACACGUUCUCGCUGUGCCUUUCCCUGCUCAAGGCCAUGUCAUUCCCCUCAUGGAGCUCUGCCACUGCUUGGUAGAACACGGCUUCAAGGUCACCUUCGUCAAUACCGAGUUCAACCACAAGCGUCUGCUCGCCGCGUUGUCCGAGGAGAGCACCGUGGACCAGAUCGCUCUGGUCUCGGUCCCCGACGGAUUAGGGCCGGCGGAAGACCGGAACGAUCUCGGGAGGCUAACGGAAGCAUUCACGAAGGUAAUUCCGCUGUGCUUGGAGGAACUAAUCGAGAAGAGCAACGAAACAGAGGAUCCGAUGACUUGCAUGUUGGUGGAUGUGAAUAUGGGAUGGGUGCGGGAGGCUGUCCGUAAGAAGGGUCUCCGGUCAGCCUUUUUCUGGCCGGCUUCAGCCCAGUUGCUAGCCACUCUGCUGAGCAUUCCGGAGUUGAUUUCGAGAGGCAUCAUCGAUGCCGAUGGCACAACGAUCUCAGAGCACGGAAGGUUCCAGCUCGGCCCCGGCUUGCCAUUCAUCGACGCGCCGCAGUUGACAUGGAACUUUUGUGGUGGAGACGGAAGAACCAAAAAGCUAAUCUUCAACUACAUCGUCAACAACAACAGGGCCAUCGACGUCGCGGACUUCAUCAUCUGCAACUCCUUCAAAGAGCUCGAAGAGCCAAGCUUCCGUUACAAUCCAAAGAUUCUUCCAAUCGGGCCGCUGCUAACCGGCCUCCGGCCGAACCGCGCCGUGGGGAAUUUCUGGCCGGAGGACGCGGCCUGCUUGUCGUGGCUGGACGAGCAGCAGCCGGGUUCCGUCGUCUACGUGGCUUUCGGGAGCUUCACCAUCUUCGACCGAGGCCAGUUCCAGGAGUUCGCGCUCGGGCUGGAGGCGACUGGCCGACCGUUCUUGUGGGUGGUCCGGCCCGACCUAACCGGUGACUCUGCCGAUGCCUAUCCGGAUGGAUUCAAAGAGCGUGUCGGAGACAGAGGGAGGAUUGUGGCUUGGGCACCUCAACAGAAGGUGCUGGCUCACCCUUCUGUCGCUUGCUUCGUGUCUCACUGCGGUUGGAACUCCACCAUGGAAGGCGUCAGGAACGGGAAGCUCUUCCUCUGUUGGCCAUAUUUUACGGACCAAUUCCUGAACCAGAACUACAUUUGUGACGAUUGGAAGGUGGGUUUACGCUUGACGCCUGACGAGAGUGGGAUCAUUAAGCGGGAACAGGUGAAAUCCAAGGUAGAAGAGUUGCUUUCGAACGAGGAGAUGAGAGCAAGGGCAUCGAUGUUGAAGGAGAACGCUCAGCAGAACCUUAACGAAGGCGGCGCUUCGUUCGAGAAUCUUAAGACCUUCAUGGAUGCUUUCAAAGCAUAGUGAUUUAGUGAUUCGAAGAACAAAUAAAAUGCUUGAUAUCUUCUCCCAAAUUUGAUGUUUUCUUAUGGCUAAUAGAAGUAAAAACUACAAAACUCAGGUAUGUGGCCUAAGAAUGUUGUCUUCAAUAAUACCUGUAGUCCAGUUAUUUAAAUUACGACGUCUAGAUUAUGAUUAUUUAUAGUAUUAACUUCGAAUGAGCAUUGACACA